AUGAAUGUCCAGGGACUUGGCAGCAGGGCGGCUCUUCUCAGGACACACACAGUGCUGGUGUUAUGGCUGCUGGUGGCUGCAGAAGUCAGCGCCCAGAAGGGGGUCGUGGACUGGUCUCCCUUGUCUUAUGGACCUUUAGAAGACGACAUCUUGGCAGCUAACAACGGCAUCCGAGUUCCCUUCGGGAGGUCGGUGUAUCUGGAUCCCAUCAAUGAUUUAGUGAUCCAAGUACAGCCAGGAGACAAGUGUCACAUCAGCGUUCUGGACAACGAUCCACUGUCUCAGGGACCUGGCCACCUGUCUCCCAACAGGUUCCCGUGUGAAUUCGGUGCUCGGGAAGUGAAAUAUUCCCACUUGGGAGCCCGCAGCCCUUCAAAGGACAGAAUCAAGCUUCAACUCCGCUAUGACACGCACACCCGGACCGUGAUUAUACCAUUUAUGAUCGAAGUGGAUGUAUUGUUCACCCAGCUGGAAGUGGUGACCAGGAAUAUGCCACUGACAGUGGAAAAGCUGCUGACCACCAGCAACCCCAUUGACAGAAAGAUUCUGGAGUUUACCUUUGAUAGAACGUCGGAAGAUUGCAGGAUCACCCCGCUGGUGGGACUGGGUGGUCUUCCUCGGUACGGAGGGUUGCUAAAUAACCCUGGGCAGAUGAUGAACUGUGGGGAUUUCUUACAGCAGGGGGUUCGCUAUCAGCACACCGCUACCACACAGUCACCCAACAAGGAUUUCAUCCCUAUGCUGGUGGAACUCUAUGAUAAAGGAGGGAAUCUGUUGAAGCAGGAGCACUUCCAGAUUCUGGUAAGAAUCAGAGAAGGUCUGGAGAACACUCAACCAAAACCUAGUUUCAUAGCCAUGAUGAUGAUGGAAGUGGACCAGUUUGUCAUGACUGCUAUUACUCCUGAUAUGCUUGCUGCUGAGGAUGCAGAAUCAGACCCUGGGGAUCUCAUCUUCAACAUCACUUCUACGUUUGGCCCUAAGCAGGGGCAAAUUGUAAGUACAGAUGAUCGCAAUUUACCAAUCACUUCUUUCUACCAGCGAGACUUGCAGGAGUUCAGGAUAGCCUAUAAGCCACCACCCGAGGACUCAGACACUGAGCGAGUCUUUGAAGUGGAGCUGGAAGUCGUGGAUACAGAGGGUGCAGUGUCUGACCCAUUUGCUUUCAUGAUCGUUGUAAAGCCAAUGAAUACUCUAGCUCCAGUGGUCACUCGAAACACCGGACAGCUCUUGUAUGAGGGACAAUCCAGACCUCUUUCCAGUGCCCAGAAUCUCCAGAUCAGCGACGAAGACAAUCUGAGUGAAGUGACGGUUACUGUUCUGGAUGGCCUCAGGCACGGCCAGCUGUCACUGCUCAAUUCCCCACCUGGAGGCUCCAAGUUCUUCACAGCUUCAGACUUGGACCAAGGUAGGGUAAUCUAUCAACAUGACGGUAGUGACACCUACAGUGACAACAUCAUCUUUCGUAUGAGCGAUGGACAGCACGAAGUAGAGUUCCUUUUUCCUAUUACUGUGGUGCCAACCGAUGAUGAGCCCCCUAUUCUCAAUGCCAACACUGGAUUAAUGAUCUCAGAAAAGGAAAUAGCCCCUCUGACUCCAUUUGUGCUCAGUGCCACAGAUAUUGACUCUGAAGACUCUACCAUACUUUUUACCUUGGAGCCCCCUUACUCUACCAUGGGGCAGAUGGUGCUACGGCAAUCAGAGAUUCCUCUUGAUCCCUCCGAGUGGCAUUUAAUUCCCGAGCUGAAUGUGUACGAAAAGGUGGUGAGAGAGUGGACUCAGCAGGAUAUCUUAGAUGGGAAACUUCACUAUAAACACACGGGGCCACACAGUACUGAACCGGUCAUGGACCAGAUUGUCUUUAGAGUUCAAGAUGAUAACGACCCACCAAACCAGUCUGGAGAACAUAUCUUUGUCAUUAAAAUAAAUCCUAUAGAUGAUUUACCACCAGAGCUAUACCCUGGUACAACCCUGAAGAUGAUAGUGCAGGAAUAUCAUCUAACCCACUUUAGGAGGAAAUUUCUUCGUUAUACUGAUCUGGAUUCUGAUGACAGGGACCUUAAAUACACAGUGACUGCCCCACCAUCAGACACAGACCAGAACAACCCAGUUCUUAUGGGAUUCAUAGUCCUCACUGAAAAUCCAGACCAGGUUGUUACCGAGUUCACUCAAGCCCAAAUAAACCACCACAAGAUUGCCUACAAACCCCCUGAUUUAGAGCUUGGCAUCACCCCACGCGUAGUACAGUUUCACUUCACGGUGGAGGAUACAUCAGGGAAUGUAGCUGAAGGAGAUUUUACAAUAUUUCUUCAACCUGUGGACAACAAACCUCCCAGUAUUGUUAAUACAGGAUUUACAGUAUCAGAAAGGGGAAUUCACUAUUUCAGCCUGGCAGAACUAGAUGCCACUGAUGCAGACACCGAUAGGGAUAAAAUUACAUUUACCCUCACACAGUCUCCAAUACAUGGGCAGAUCUUGUACUCUAGCCAUGUCAUGGAUGUUGGUGAAGCUUUUACUUUGGACGACAUAAAAAAAGGAAGAAUAGCCUACCAGCACAAUGGUGAGGAAUCUUCAAGCGAUUCGUGUACUUUGGAUGUGAGUGAUGGUGUACAUGUCCUCACCAUCAUUGUGAAGAUCAGUGUGCGCUUAGUGGACGAUGAGGUGCCACAACUAAUGUUGCCAGCAGGUACCAUUGGUUCUUAUUUAGAUGUUUUGGAAGGGGGUUCUGCAGAAAUCACAGCAAAUGUUAUCCAAGGCACAGAUGCAGACACCGACGACCUAAUGCUUACUUUUAUAGUAGAGGACCGACCUCUCCUUGGAGAAAUCCUGCUUAAUGGGGUACCUACAGAACGCUUUUCUCAGAGGGAUAUCAUUGAUGGCUCUGUUGUGUAUACCCACACAUCUGGCGAGAUUGGUCUGCAGAAGAAGGAAGAUUCCUUUAACUUAACCUUAUCUGACCUGUCAGAGGAGUGGACCUUUGGGGGCAAUACUGUCAGAGGUGUACAAGUUCAGGUCACCAUUCUGCCCUUAGACAAUCACCCUCCAGUAGUUUUCGUGGAUGAUCAGUUUACUGUUACAGAGGGUGAAAAGAAUGUUAUUACACCUUCACACCUUAGUGUGCAAGAUACUGACACUCCUAAUGAUGAUAUACUUUGCACUAUCGUUGUGCAGCCGACGUCAGGAUAUAUUGAGAAUAUCUCCCCUGCCCCAGGCUCUGAGAAAUCAAGGGCAGGAACUGCUAUUAGUGCUUUCACUAUAAAAGAUAUCCGACUGGGGCAUAUUUAUUAUGUGCAAAGCAUCCAUAAAGGCGUGGAGCCACUGGAAGACAGAUUGACGUUUACUUGCUCUGAUGGUAUAAACUAUUCCCAAAGACAUUUCUUCCCAAUAGUGAUUAUUCCAUGCAAUGAUGAAAAACCUGAGAUUUACAUGAGGGAAUUUGUUGUGAUGGAAGGAAUGAGCCUUGUGAUUGACACCCCAAUAUUAAAUGCUGCAGAUGCUGAUAUCCCAACAGAUGAACUUGUGUUCUUUAUUACGAAGCCACCAAAACAUGGACAUAUAGUAAAUCAGCUAUCGAAUGGAACUGUAAAGGUCAACAGCUUCAGCUUGGAUGACAUCAAGGAGAGCUCUACCAUUCUAUACGAACAUGAUGACACCGAAACCAAAGAGGACAGCUUUGAAAUCAAGCUUACUGAUGGGAAACACUGGGUGGUCAAAAACGUGCUGAUUAUGAUUAUUCCAGUGGAUGACGAGACUCCCAGAAUGACUAUCAAUGAUGGACUGGAAAUUGAAAUUGGAGAAACUAAGCUGAUCAAUAACAAAGUCCUUAAAGCAACAGACCUAGAUUCAGAUGACAAGACUUUGACUUACAUAAUACGCUAUGGACCUGGCCAGGGUCUCCUACAGAGGAGGACGCCACAUGGGGGUGUUGAGAACAUCACGUUAGGCAUGAACUUUACACAAGACGAAGUAGACAGAGAUCUAAUACAAUAUCACCACUUUGGUCAAGAGGGCAUCCGAGACCUCUUUAAAUUUGAUGUCACCGACGGCAUUAACCCUCUAAUCGAUAGAUAUUUUUAUAUCACUGUGGGUGGCAUUGACAUGGUCUUUCCUGAUGUGAUAAGCAAGGGGGUGUCUUUGAAAGAAGGAGGAAAGGUCACCCUCACCACUGACCUGUUGAGCACAAGUGACCUAAACAGCCCAGAUGAGCACUUGGUUUUCACCAUUACCAGAGCACCCAUCCGUGGUCACCUGGAAUGCACAGACUUUCCAGGAGUUCCUAUCACCUCCUUCACUCAACUGCAGCUUGCAGGUAAUAAAAUCUACUACACGCACACAUCAGAUGACGAAAUCAAGAUGGACAGCUUUGAAUUCGAAGUUACUGAUGGCUAUAACCCGGUUUUCCGCACAUUCAGGAUAUCAAUCAGCGAUGUGGAUAACAAAAAGCCAGUCUUGACCAUCCAUGAACUGUCUGUGAGAGAGAGCGAGAAUAGACUGAUAACCCCCUUUGAGCUUACAGUAGAAGACAGGGAUACCCCCGAUAAGCUCCUAAAAUUCAUUAUCACUCAAGUACCAGUUCAUGGAAAGAUCAUGUUUAACAACAGCAGAGCAGUGACAUCCUUCACCAAGCAAGACCUGAAUGACAAUCUUAUCAGCUACAAACAUGAUGGCACCGAGUCAACCGAGGACAGCUUCUCGUUCACAGUUACUGAUGGCACCCACACCGAUUUCUAUGUGUUUCCUAACACAGUCUAUGAAACCAGGAAGCCUCAGAUGAUGAGAAUUCGAAUCAUAGCUGUUGAUAAUGGGGUGCCACAAAUUGUAGUGAACAAAGGGGCUCCCACAUUGCGCAUUCUUAGCACAGGACAUUUGGGGUAUAUGAUCACCAAUAAAGCCCUUAAAGUAGAGGACAGAGACAGCAACCACCUUACCCUGCUUAUCAGAAUCACACAAGGUCCAAGUCAUGGGUUCCUCAUUAACCUGGACAAAGGCAAUCACAGUAUCAAUCAAUUUGCUCAAGCGGAUAUUGAUGAAAUGAGGAUUUGUUACAUUUUACGGGACAAAGAAAACGCAACUAGUGACAUUUUCUACUUUACUGUUGAAGACACUGGAGGGAAUAAGCUGAAGAAUCAGCACUUCCGUCUGAACUGGGCUUGGAUAUCUAUCGAGAAGGAGCAUUAUGUUGUGAAUGAAGAUGCAAAGCAUUUGGAGGUUACUCUUAAACGCAGAGGAUACCUAGGAGAAACAUCAUUCGUCAGCAUUGGCACGGUUGAUGGGACAGCAGAAAAGGACAAAGAUUUCAGAGGGAAGGCUCAAAAGCAAGUGCAAUUCAACCCCGGACAAACAACCGCAACAUGGCGAGUACGGAUCCUGACGGAUGGAAAAUAUGAACAAACCGAAACAUUCCAGAUUGUUCUAUCGGAGCCGGUCAUGUCUGCCCUGGAAUACCCAGACAUAGCAACUGUGGAGAUUGUAGAUCCUGGAGAUGAAUCAACUGUGUUUAUACCCCAGUCCAUCUUUAAAAUUGAAGAAGACAUUGGUGAACUGUUGAUUCCAGUCAGAAGAAGUGGAGAUGUGAAUGAGGAGCUAAUGGUAAUCUGUUAUACUCAUCAAGGUACAGCUUCUGGAACGGUCCCAACAUCUGUUUUAUCAUACUCCGAUUACAUAUCCAGGCCUGAGGAUCACAACAGCGUGCUGAGAUUUGAUAAAGGCGAGCAGGAGAAAUCGUGCCGGGUGGUUAUCAUUGAUGACUCCUUGUACGAGGAGGCUGAGUUCUUCAAUGUCACUUUGAGUAUGCCGAUGGGUGGGAGGAUUGGAGCCGAAUUCCCUUCUGCUCAAGUCAUUAUUUUACCUGACAAAGAUGACGAACCAGCGUUCUACUUUGGAGAUAUUGAAUAUCACGUUGAUGAAAGUGCGGGAUUCAUUGAAGUACGGGUAUGGAGGACUGGCACCGACCUUUCAAAAACGGCAACUGUAACAGUGCGUUCACAAAAGACAGAGCCCGUAUCAGCGAUAGCUGGCAUAGAUUACGUGGGUAUUAGUCGGAACCUGGAUUUUGCUCCUGGUGUCAACAUGCAGACAUUUCGUGUAAUCAUCCUGGAUGACUUGGGACAGCCAGUAUUGGAGGGGGUAGAAAAGUUUGAGCUUGUGUUACGCAUGCCAAUGAAUGCUGUCCUCGGCGAGCCAAGCAAAGCCACAGUGUUUAUCAAUGACACUGUCUCUGACUUGCCCAAGGUACAGUUCAGAGAACCAGUAUACACAGGCAAUGAAAAGGAUGGACAGAUUGCGGCAAUGGUGUACAGGAGCGGUGAUAUUAAUCACAGGUCUACGGUGCGCUGUUACACACGCCAGGGGUCCGCACAGGUGAUGAUGGACUUUGAAGAGCGUCCAAAUACCGACCGCUCCAUAAUCACGUUCCUCCCAGGGGAGGCAGAACGUCCCUGCAUUCUGAAGCUGAUUGAUGACUCUGUUCACGAGGAUGAGGAAGAGCUGCGUCUCGUUCUUGGCACUCCAAAAAGUGAAUCACCGUUUGGCGCCUCCAUUGGUGAACUAAAUGAAACCUUGAUCAAGAUCAAAGAUGAUGCAGACAAGGCAAUAAUUAAAUUCGGAGACACCAAGUUUAGUGUGAGCGAGCCAAAGGAACAAGGACAGAUAGUUGUUGUAAAAAUUCCAGUCAUUCGUCUGGGAGACACAUCAAAGGUUUCCAUUGUGCGUGUGCACACAAAGGAUGGCUCUGCUACCUCUGGAGAAGAUUACAACCCUAUCUCAGAAGAAAUUGAAUUCAAGGAAGGUGAAACCCAGCACAUUGUUGAGAUUGAGGUUCUUUAUGAUGGAGUACGAGAAAUGAGGGAGGCUUUUACAGUGCAUCUUAAACCUGAUGAAAACAUGGUCGCUGAAACACAGAUGACCAAAGCGAUCGUGUACAUUGAGGAAAUAAACAGCAUGGCCGAUGUCACCUUUCCUUCAGUCCCUCAAGUGGUCUCUCUCAUGAUAUAUGAUGACACCUCCAGAGCUAAAGACAACCCCAACCCUAUUGCUGGCUAUCCAGUUGUCUGUAUUACAGCAUGUAACCCUAAAUAUUCUGACUAUGACAAAACCGGAUCCAUAUGUACUAGCGAAAAUAUAAAUGACACUCUGACUCGCUACCGCUGGCUGGUUAGCGCCCCCACUGGUUCCGACGGGGUGACCAGCCCCAUGAAGGAGGUGGACUUUGACACUUUUUUUACGACCUCCAAAAUGAUUUCGCUGGAUUCCAUUUACUUUCAAGCUGGAUCUCGUGUGCAGUGCGCAGCGCGGGCUGUAAAUUCAGAUGGAAAUGAAGGUCUGGAGCUGAUGAGUCCUAUUAUUACAAUUAGUGCAGAGGAUGGACUUUGUCACCCUAGAGUACCAGGGGUGGUUGGUGCUGAACCUUUCUCUGCUAAAAUGCGCUACACGGGCUCUGAUGACCCAGAUCAUUCGAACCUCAUAAAAGUCAUAGUUACCCUUCCACAUAUUGACGGGAUGCUACCUGUUAUAUCUACAAGAGAAAUGUCCAACUUUGAACUCACCCUGAGUCCUGAUGGUACCAGAGCUGGAAACCAUAAGUGCUCUAACCUUCUGGAUUACAAUGAAGUUAGAACUCGGUAUGGAUUCCUAUCAAACUCAACCAAGAAUCCAGAGUUAAUCGGUGAAACCUCUCCUUACCAAUACAGCCCGCAGCUCCGAGGAUCCAACACUCUGCGAUUCUAUCGAAAUCUUAACCUGGAGGCCUGCUUGUGGGAGUUUACCAGCUAUUACGACAUGUCUGAACUCCUGACCGAAUGUGGAGGCACAAUUGGCACAGAUGGACAGGUCCUGAAUCUCGUGCAAUCCUACGUGACCUUACGAGUUCCCUUGUACGUGUCCUAUGUGUUCCACUCCCCAGUGGGAGUGGGUGGCUGGCAGCAUUUUGAUCUCCACUCGGAGCUGCGCUUGACAUUUGUGUACGAUACUGCCAUCUUGUGGAAGGAUGGAAUUGGCAGCCCUCCUGAGGCAGAACUACAAGGCUCUCUUUACCCAACCAGCAUGCGUAUUAAUGAAGAGGGACGAUUAGUCGUCAACUUUAAAACAGAAGCUCGGUUCAAUGGUGUAUUUGUUAUGUCACACCCUGCAACUUCUCUGACUUCAAUGAUUAUGUCGGCGGACCAUCCGGGACUGACCUUUACCCUUAGCUUAGUACGGAGUGAGCCAACCUAUAACCAGCCAAUUCAACAAUGGAGUUUUGUAUCUGAUUUUGCUGUCCGAGACUACUCAGGAACCUACACAGUCAAGCUCAUUGCCUGCACAACAGCACCUUACCAGGAGUACAGUUUACCCACUGUUUGCAAUCCUCGAGAACCCAUAACUUUUGAUAUUGACAUCCGAUUCCAACAGGUGAGUGAUCCGGUACCUGCAGAGUUCAGUUUGAAUACACAGAUGCUGCUUCUCUCAAAGAAAUCUCUCUGGUUGUCGGACGGAUCCAUGGGCUUUGGACAGGAGAGUGAUAUCGCUUUUUCAGAAGGUGAUAUAAUCUACGGCCGCGUGAUGGUGGAUCCUGUGCAAAACCUGGGAAAUUCCUUUUACUGCAGCAUUGAAAAGGUUUUUCUAUGUACGGGGGCUGAUGGCUAUGUCCCCAAAUACAGCCCAGAUAACUAUGAAUAUGGCUGCCUCGCAGAUUCGUCUUCACUGUUGUAUCAGUUUAAGAUUUUGGACAAAGCUCAACCAGAGACACAAACUAUUAAAUUUGGGAGUGUUGCAUUUAAUGCCAGACUGGCUGUAGAUGACCCUGAAGCUUUGCCAUUGGUCAAGCAACCUGGUUCUGAUGGAUUUAAGGUUGAUUCGUCACCUCUUUUCCAGAUAUCCUUGGGCCGUGAGUGGUACAUACACACAAUUUAUACAAUGAGAUCAAAGGAAAAUGCCAACAGAGGUAUUGGUAAAAGAAGUGUGGAGAACCAGUACCAUUCCUUAAGUAUUGCCGCACCUUCACUGACUAACCGUAAGAAGAGAGAUGUCAGUGAAGCCCCUCAGAUUGCCCAAGAAAUUGGCAUAGAAAACAACAGAGGCACCAACAUUCAACAUAUUGCAUUGGAACGCAGCAACAAGAGACAGAUCCCUCAGAAAGAGGUCAACCUUGAUGGCAUUAUCCCAAAAGAGGUUAAUAAUAAAGAGGGUGAGGUCAGCAUUGUCACCAUUCUGGUGGUCAUCGCAGCUAUACUUCUACUCGCAAUCUGUCUCAUCGUUAUUGCUGUUUUAUUACUCAAACAAAAGAAGAAAUCCAAAAAGAAGGAAGAAGGUAAAGAGUCUGGGAGCAGCGAGCCCAUGAUGCCUCCUCGUGGGUAUAGUACGGACAGUUCAGAGGUUUAAUAGCCAAGAACUCCUGGUGAAACCAAUCAAGGUUGCCUCAAAACACAGCACACCAACCAUUUGGUUCUGAAAAAAAUUGAAUUAUGUUUUCUUUACUCAAGACUCAUGGUUGGUCCGACUUCGAAUGCCUUGCAUAUAGUUUGAGUUACAACCAC
Spea bombifrons (plains spadefoot toad) is the source of this 9509-nucleotide messenger RNA. RefSeq names its product FRAS1 related extracellular matrix 2 (gene FREM2). The transcript has 24 exons. The coding region runs from base 1 to 9354 and encodes 3117 amino acids. Gene Ontology annotation, cellular component: membrane. NCBI's taxonomy places the organism in Eukaryota, Metazoa, Chordata, Amphibia, Anura, Pelobatidae. Gene Ontology annotation, biological process: cell communication. The record is from RefSeq and is a predicted model, not a curated record.